Colius striatus (speckled mousebird) is the source of this 668-nucleotide messenger RNA. Its product is annotated as p53 apoptosis effector related to PMP-22. Gene Ontology annotation, cellular component: membrane; cell-cell junction. Bases 59 to 628 code for a protein of 189 amino acids. The transcript is spliced from 3 exons. The record is from RefSeq and is a predicted model, not a curated record. NCBI's taxonomy places the organism in Eukaryota, Metazoa, Chordata, Aves, Coliiformes, Coliidae. Gene Ontology annotation, biological process: cell-cell adhesion.
CUGAACCUGUGUUGAAGACAGCCAUCCUUGUCCCACCAGCCUCCCCCUGCCCUGGAAGAUGGUGAAGUACGGCCUCGACUACACACGGUGCAGAUGGAUCCUACCCCUGCUCCUGGGCAUAGGCGUCAUCUUUGGUAUCAUUGCACUGGCAGGCUGGGGCUGGCUGGAGUCGCAGACCUUGCCCUACGUACACCAAGCGUCGUUAUGGCAGAGCUGCACGAGGCUUCAGGAGGGUGGGGAAUGGACCUGCGAGUCCCUCAUGGGUUACGCUUGGGGAAGAGCUGCUGCUGCCACAUACCUGGUUGGCUUUCUACUUCUAGUCAUCUGUUUUGCUCUGGCCAUCAUAGCAUUUGCCAUUGACACACUUCGGUUCAACUUCAUACGCGGGAUUGGAGGCUUGCUUUUUGUUGCUGCUGUGUUCUCUGUCAUGGGCCUGGUCAUUUAUCCAGUAAAGUUCUCAACUGAAAUUGAGAUGACAGGAAUCAAUAUGUUCAGCUGGGCCUAUGGCUUUGGCUGGACCACCGCCAUCAUGGAAAUAUGCUUGGGCUUCUUCUUCUGCUGCCUUCCUAACUAUGAAGAUCAGAUCUUGGGUAAUGUGAAACCCACAUAUUUCUACUCUUCCCCAUAAGUAACAGGAAAAAGGCAUUCAUAUUCCAGAGAUACCUGAC